AUGCAGGCAGCUCAUGCCCCCAGCUUCCGCCACAUCUCGCCACACAUCGUUGAAGUGAACCCGCGUCGCAUCAGCCAGUUCCACGACUCGCGAGAGAUGGUCCUCGCGAUGUAUGGCGCGAUAGUCGCGCAUGAGGGCUACUACGUCGCGGGGAUCUUGCACAGGAACGUGUGCGAGGCGAAUAUCUGGAUAUUUGAGAGGCAGACGGAGGAGGGAAAGCGGCAUGUCGCUGGCGCGCUGCUCGAUGUUGAUCGCUGCGACAGCUACAAGAGUUUCAGGCAGGCUGAGCGGCAACCUCCGAGGAGCAACGCGGAAGAGGAGGUCGACUAA
Rhodofomes roseus is the source of this 330-nucleotide messenger RNA. RefSeq lists its product as uncharacterized. The transcript is spliced from 2 exons. Lineage: Eukaryota; Fungi; Basidiomycota; Agaricomycetes; Polyporales; Fomitopsidaceae. The record is from RefSeq and is a predicted model, not a curated record. The coding region runs from base 1 to 330 and encodes 109 amino acids.